Molecule: messenger RNA, 2854 nt
Organism: Hordeum vulgare subsp. vulgare (domesticated barley)
Lineage: Eukaryota; Viridiplantae; Streptophyta; Magnoliopsida; Poales; Poaceae
Exons: 2
Coding region: 378-986 (202 amino acids)
Source: RefSeq, a predicted model, not a curated record
GGGUCAUAGAGCUAGCCGCCAGAGCCCCACGCCACUUCACCGCCCCUUCAGCGUCGUUGCCCGACUGGAGCGCAACUGCCGGGAUCCCAACCGACGUGCAAGGGGGCCAAGGUAAUGCAGCUGGACGACACGUCCUUCCCGGUCAAGCCGCCGGCGGCGGCGACCGACAUGCUGCGUGACCACCCGGGCUUCCAGCUGUUGGAGGCGGAGGAGUCAGGCUACUGGGCGCGCGGGCGCGGCCUCUGGCGCCCGACGGGCCGCUGCGCCGGGGCCGACUCUACUUCCUCUGCCUCCAGCGCCGCCCCGCCGCGGGGCCACCGCGCCGGGCAUGGUCGGGCAACCUCCGCAUCGGUGCGCGGUAGUGGCUCGAGUCGCUCAUGCUCGCCCGCCGCUCCACCUCCGACCUCUCCUCCUUCCAGGGCAUCGACUCCGCGUCCGUCCCCGCCUCCCCGCUCCCCGACGGGGCGGGCGGCGGCACACCUGUGCGGUUCAGGAUGCCGCUCCCCAAGGCGCAGGGGGAGAAGCUGAUGGGGGAGAGCCGGGACGCGGCCGAGGCGGCAGCCAAGAUCAUGGAGCUGUGCACGGCCGUGGGCGACGGCGGCUGCAGCGCCAAGGUACCGCCCGAGAAGCCGCCCUUCAUCCUGCGCAUCCCGCGGUUCGCGACCACGCCCGAGUGGGGCUCCGGCUUCAUGCUCCCCAAGCCGGAUGGGCGGAGAUCGUCGAGGAGGGGAUUCUGUGGUGCACCGCGAUGCCGACGGCUUCUCUUCGCCGCCGAGCUCUACUCCCCUCCCUCCGCAUCAGGAUCAGGGUGCCCGCGGAUCUUACCUUGUCACUGUCGGUUCCCAUCUCUCCCACCGCGUCCUGCAUUGGUAGCUCUGUUGGAUUGGCACGUCGGUGGAAUUCGGUCUUGGAGCUUGUUUAGGCAUCAACAUCUCUACUGCUAUCUGGAAUUGGUGGAAAGGCAGCUUGAAAAACUAAAGCACUAAUGGACCAACAAGUGGAAGUCCAAUUCUGAAAGAAGUAGUUUGUUCUAUAUACUAGAUUGGACAAUACUUUUCUGCUGGAAGUCCGUUGUUGAGUCUUAAAUCAAGAAGAAGGUAUCUGACUGGUCUUCCAUCUCAUUUUCUUCUCAAGGAACCAGGAGGUUUUGUGAAGUCCCUGCAGCGGGCAAGCGAUCAGCUAAGUCAUUUGAGGUUACACACCAGGCUUGGAUUAACAUGCCAACUUUCUUGUGAUUUGCCUACAGUCAGAUGAAUUUACCAUCAGUUUACAUAGUGCACAUAAUAUAUAGACAAGUCAGGUUGACAAAGAAAUUUAAUCUAGCAUAAGCAUUGUCAUUGUUAUUACAUACAAGGUACUUGAAAUAAAGCCCAUGAGAUAUGGUUUGAAGAGAAGAGUGAAGCUCUCUUUCUAUAAAUUUGGAGAAAUCCAUGGAAUCUUUAUUUUAGUUAUGUCUCUAGGUAUGCCAAAAAUUCAUGGAGUAGCUCACAUAUGUCAUUAUCGGUGUAAAUUUAACUAUCCAUUCAAGUGCAUCGAUCUCUAAUCUCUAUAGGCUUACUGGAUUAUAACUUAUUUGAUAUUCUGAUAAUUGAUUCGUUGAUAUGUGGAGAGCUGGCCGGAAGCUUGAGCUCUAUCUUGUAAUUAUGUGGCAUCAUGUUUAAGGAUGGCUUCAAGAGGUGCUAAAUAGAUAUUUCAGAUUUUAAUUCCUAACUUUAGAUGCUAGAAUAAACACUAAACACUAAACGAUAUUUCAGAUCUUCCUCAUUUUUUAUUUCUAACAAGACGUCUAUUGCACAUGCACGCUUACUUGUCUUUAAUAGAACAACAAACUGAUUUUAGAUGCUAGAAUAAACACUAAACGCUACUUCCUCAUGGCUAUUAUGUGUGGAAAGAUGAUCCUGAGGGAGGAGACCUGACUAUCGAUGUGAAGCCAGGGUGGAAGAAGGGCGCAAAGAGCACCACUAGAAGGAAGGAUCUAAUUUUUCCAGUGCAGUUAUGUAUUUCAAAAAGUUAUGAGAUGUAAUUUUUAUAUUAACACUAUAGUCUAUGAAGUUAUAUUUCCAGAUAUUUCACUUUUCGCAUAAGCUCAGGCACCAUUUUAUUUUAAAAUAUUUACUAAGGUCAUUUUUUUGAAUAAACUGCAUGAUGUUUCAUGUGUGUGAAUUGCACUUUAGCUAAAAAAUGAGAUAACAAGAUGGAGAGGAUAUGAAUGGUUGAUGCUUGUGCGGUAUGUCGGGGAGCAGCGGCACAUCGGCGGACACCAACACAUGGGUAGCGCACUGCGGACAACAAUAAAUAAUGCACAACGGCAGCGGCUGCACGGCAAGACGGACAAGAAACAAUGCUUAGCAGGUGCGCACAGAGGCACAUCUGUGGACAACAACACAUAAUGCACAACGGCAGCGGCUGCACGGCCAAGACGGACAAGAAACAAUGCUUAGCAGGUGUAGGUGGGGGGUAAGAGUAAGUAUCACUUGUCAUGUUUAACUCAUGGCCAACCAAGAGUAAGUAUCACUUGAAACUCACUACAGGUAAAAUACUGCUGUGACCAUUAUAUACAUAUAUGUUCUACUUGGUUGCUUAGUUAGUAUUAAUUUCUUAUCACUUCCUUUUUCUUGCAGUCAAGUUUUGAAUGAAACUGGGCUUUGAUGAGAAGUUCAUCCGUAUAUGGGAAUUCUACCUUGUAUACUCUGCCUCUGGUUUGAAGUCAUGAGCAGUUAAAGAUUAUCGUACGGAUGUAUGUAUGUGUGUUCUUUGUAUAGGUUUAACUUCAUUAUUCCAAGACAAAUGGAAGUCCCUGAUACGUCUUUAUCGUAUCUACUUUUCUAAACUCUUUUGCCCUUAUUUUGGACUC